This is a messenger RNA of Podospora anserina S mat+, 336 nucleotides long. RefSeq lists its product as uncharacterized. NCBI's taxonomy places the organism in Eukaryota, Fungi, Ascomycota, Sordariomycetes, Sordariales, Podosporaceae. Bases 1 to 336 code for a protein of 111 amino acids. The transcript is spliced from 2 exons. The record is from RefSeq and is a predicted model, not a curated record.
AUGCACUGGUAUCAGGCUCACAUUAGCACCCUGUUUAUACUUGAACAACCGAAGAAACAGGGCACACAAACCAGCGCAUCGAUCCACAUUUUCACAGGCUUCUCCUGGUCUCUAAGGAAGAGUAGAGCGUUGGCCAGGUUGACAGUAACCGGCCAUGUUCGACCCUCGACAGGGCAGCAUCGUACCACAUACCAUGCAUACGACAAGGUCGAAUACUCAGUUAUAUCAUCGACGUCCAGCGAGUGGCAUGUCAGCUCACAGCUGAUUGGAUCCGUCCAUUUUCCCGGCUUGAUCGUCACCAGCCUUAUCUCAUCCGCAUCACUCAAUUUAUGGUAG